This is a messenger RNA of Microsporum canis CBS 113480, 447 nucleotides long. RefSeq lists its product as uncharacterized. The record is from RefSeq and is a predicted model, not a curated record. The coding region runs from base 1 to 447 and encodes 148 amino acids. NCBI's taxonomy places the organism in Eukaryota, Fungi, Ascomycota, Eurotiomycetes, Onygenales, Arthrodermataceae. The transcript has 4 exons.
AUGAGGUUCAACUUUGUCCACAAAAGGCCGAUACGGAGCGGCCAAAGUGUGUUCUGGGCUCGUGGAUGUCGACGUGGCUCACCAAGCCCGGAGGCACUGCCAGGUAAUAAACAAUACCAAGCCGGUAUAGUAUCGGGAAAAUGCGGCGUGAGGCUGGAGAUUAUAUUAGAAAAGAAGGAUGUAUGCAAAGGGGAUAUCAGAAAGGCAGAAAUGCAAGAAUGGGAAGCCCUAGCCAAAGCCUCGCUUAGGCCAGCUUUGGGGAGCUUCGGGAUCCCUUCUCGACUAGUCAUGUUCCUUGAUCUAAUAGAGGUACUGAACGUUGUCUCGUUGCAAGGGGGCGACGGCUUCAAGCUCCCACAGGCCACAGUGAAAGUGCUGUUGAGUCCAGUUCAAGCUGUAGCAGAGGAUGACGCCGGGCUGUCUGGUAGGACUUCUACGAAUAUAUAA